AUGACAACACAGAACCAGCUUCAAAGAUUAUCAUUAGAUAAAAACGUAUUCUGGACAGGAACACUUCAAAUCAAUGAUAUGGGUGGUCAUGUUUUCUUCGAUGUUAGAGUUAAAAAAGCUGUUCCCGAUGCACCAGCGAUGAUUGGUUUGUAUACUAACGAUAUUCCACCAUUCCCACUCUCAUCAACAGAUACACUUAACAUUGCUUUCACUCUCGAGGUCAAUGAAGGCUAUUCUGCUGUAAGAACAGAAAUUGUUAAAGCAUCUCUUCUCGGAUCAGAACUACAUCAGGCCAUUGAAGCUCAAAAUCCAAAGGGCUCAAUCAAUUUCGUUAAUGAAACAGGCGAAUGGCAGUUCGAUUGCCUUGAUGGAAUUUGGUGCCUCAAGUGGGUAGUUAUUUAUGCACCAACAGCUAAUGUUAAGGAGAUUUGUCGUGAUAUAUAA
Molecule: messenger RNA, 444 nt
Organism: Trichomonas vaginalis G3
Lineage: Eukaryota; Parabasalia; Trichomonadida; Trichomonadidae
Exons: 1
Coding region: 1-444 (147 amino acids)
Source: RefSeq, a predicted model, not a curated record